ACCCUGUGUGGACAGUAAUGACCGCACGUUUCCGAUUGCCUGCUGGCAGAACCUACAAUGUACGAGCAUCUGAGCUGGCACGAGACAGGCAGCAUACGGAGGUGGUCUGCAACAUUCUUCUCCUGGAUAACACUGUACAAGCUUUCAGAGUUAAUAAACAUGAUCAGGGACAAGUUCUAUUGGAUGUAGUCUUCAAGCAUCUCGAUUUGACAGAGAGAGAUUACUUUGGUUUACAGUUGGCUGAUGAAUCUACUGAUAACCCUAGGUGGCUGGAUCCAAACAAACCUAUCAGGAAACAAUUAAAAAGAGGAUCUCCUCACAGUUUGAACUUCAGAGUUAAGUUUUUUGUAAGUGACCCAAACAAGCUCCAAGAAGAAUAUACAAGGUACCAGUAUUUUUUACAAAUUAAACAGGACAUUCUUACUGGAAGAUUGCCGUGUCCUUACAAUACUGCUGCUCUUCUGGCUUCCUAUGCUGUUCAGUCCGAGCUGGGAGACUACAACCAUUCAGAAAACUUGCCAGGCUACCUCUCAGACUAUUCUUUCAUCCCUAGCCAGCCUCAAGACUUUGAAAAAGAAAUAGCAAAAUUACAUCAGCAGCACAUAGGGUUGUCUCCUGCAGAAGCAGAGUUCAGUUAUCUCAAUACAGCACGUACCUUAGAACUUUAUGGAGUUGAAUUGCACUAUGCUAGGGAUCAGAGUAACAAUGAAAUAAUGAUUGGAGUGAUGUCAGGUGGAAUACUAAUUUUUAAGAACAGAGUACGAAUUAACACUUUUCAGUGGUUGAAGAUUGUAAAAAUUUCUUUUAAGUGCAAGCAGUUUUUUAUUCAACUUAGGAAAGAAUUGCAUGAAUCUAGGGAAACGUUACUGGGAUUCAAUAUGGUGAAUUACCGAGCAUGUAAGAAUUUGUGGAAAGCUUGUGUGGAACAUCACACAUUCUUCCGUUUGGACAGACCACUCCCCCCUCAGAAGAACUUUUUUGCACAUUAUUUCACUUUGGGUUCCAAGUUCCGGUACUGUUUGGUUUUGUUUUCCAGUGGGAGAACAGAGGUCCAGUCUGUGCAGUAUGGUAAAGAAAGAGCAAACAAAGACAGGGUAUUUGCAAGAUCCCCCAGUAAACCCUUGGCACGGAAAUUAAUGAGUGGGAUGGACUGGGAAGUAGUGAGUAGGAAUUCACUGUCUGAUGAUAGGUUGGAAACACAAAGCCUACCAUCACGGUCUCCACCUGGAACUCCCAAUCAUCGCAACUCUGCCUUCACUCAAGAAGGAGCCCGGUUACGACCCUCAUCAGUUGGACAUUUAGUGGACCAUGUAGUUCACACAUCCCCAAGUGAAGUAUUUGUAAAUCACAGAUCUCCAUCUUCCACCCAGGCUAAUAGCAUCAUACUGGAAUCGUCACCAUCUCAAGAGACUCCUAUAGAUGGGCAGCCUCCUGCAUUACCACCCAAACAAUUUAAAAAGAACAGUUGGAACCAAAUUCAUCAUUCUUACUCACAGCAAGAACUGGAUAACCAUAUUAAUGAAACAUUUGAUGUUCCUGCAUCACCAGAAAAAUCCACACCCAAUGGUGGUGUCCCCCAUGACAAUCUCGUUAUGAUCAGAAUGAAGCCAGAUGAAAAUGGAAGGUUUGGCUUCAAUGUAAAGGGUGGAUAUGAUCAGAAGAUGCCAGUAAUAGUGUCCAGGGUAGCUCCAGGAACACCUGCUGAUCUCUGUGUCCCCCGUCUGAAUGAAGGGGACCAGGUUGUACUGAUUAACGGCAGGGAUAUAGCAGAACAUACCCAUGAUCAAGUUGUUAUGUUUAUUAAAGCUAGCUGUGAGAGACACUCAGGGGAACUUGUGCUCCUAGUUCGACCCAAUGCGGUCUAUGAUGUUGUGGAAGAGAAGCUGGAGAGCGAGCCUGACUUCCAGUACAUCCCUGAGAAAUCUCCACUUGAUGGUGUCCAUCAAGAUGAUAAUGCUCUGAGAGAAUCCAUGAUUCAGCUAGCAGAGGGGCUUAUCACUGGAACUGUUUUGGCUCAGUUUGAUCAAUUGUAUAGGAAAAAGCCUGGAAUGACAAUGUCUUGUGCAAGAUUACCUCAAAACAUUUCCAAAAAUAGAUACAGAGACAUUUCGCCUUAUGAUGCUACACGGGUUAUUUUAAAAAGUAAUGAAGAUUACAUCAAUGCAAAUUAUAUAAAUAUGGAAAUCCCUUCUUCCACAAUAAUAAACCAGUACAUUGCUUGUCAAGGUCCAUUACCGAACACUUGUCCUGAUUUUUGGCAGAUGACGUGGGAACAAGGCUCAUCUAUGGUUGUAAUGUUAACAACUCAAGUUGAACGGGGCAGAGUUAAAUGCCAUCAGUACUGGCCAGAGCCAUCAGGAAGCUCAUCAUAUGGGAAUUUCCAGAUUACUUGCCAUUCAGAAGAAGGAAAUCCUGCUUACGUUUUCCGAGAAAUGACGCUGACUAAUCUGGAGAAAGAGGAAAGCCGCCAACUAACCCAAAUCCAGUACAUAGCAUGGCCUGAUCAUGGGGUUCCUGAUGAUUCUAGUGAUUUCCUAGAUUUUGUGUGUCUUGUGCGAAAGAAGAGGGCUGGCAGAGAAGAACCUGUUGUUGUUCAUUGCAGUGCUGGGAUUGGACGGACUGGAGUUCUUAUCACUAUGGAGACAGCUAUGUGUCUUAUUGAGUGCAAUCAGCCUGUUUAUCCAUUAGAUAUUGUAAGAACCAUGAGAGAUCAAAGAGCCAUGAUGAUCCAAACACCUAGUCAAUACAGAUUUGUAUGUGAAGCUAUUUUGAAGGUGUAUGAAGAAGGAUUUAUUAAACCUUUACAAACAUCACUGCAUAAGUAAAGAGCAAAAAAAACCCCAGGAUAUCAAUUGAGGAAUCCUGUCCUCUAUAAUGAACUGGCAGCAUUUUUUGUGCCAUAAUACUGCUUGCAGGAAAUGAUAGUGAAGUACAGCAAAGAAUUGACAAAGGACUUUGAAAACUUCAGCACUGUUGCACUUUAUGUUGAAACAAAAUCAGUCUCUGAAACUCUUCUAACCUUCAUCUGUUCGAAGACUUUAUUUUCGUGCUUUGCUCCGAACAAACCAUAAACUGAAAGAACUAAUUAUGUUCAGGGUAAUCUACGAUAUUUUGUUGUAGUGCCAUAUACUGCGCUUCUGGUUGAAUUGCUACAAACAAGGCUUGGAAUUAUUUCACUCUGUUUUACACCCAUGUCUCUUAAAAUGAAAAAGAAAUGAAAAAAACACACUAAGCCAUGGUCUUUUUCCAGUGCUAGGUUUAUUUACUAUGUACAGACUCUCACUGUUUUGUUUUUUACAACAUUAGCAAUAUUGCCGUUACUAGAUAGAUACACACUGCCUACUGAUGCAGCACACUUUGUCCUACACCCUUACUAGAGACCAGCUGGUUGUUAGAGGAGAGCUGGCGUCUGUGUUAACCCAGCAGUAGCUGCAUAAUGCCCACUUACCAGCAUCUUGUACAAAAUAAUAACAAUAAAAAUAUAAAAAAAUAAACAGCAUUUCUUUGACACAGCUUGUGUGUCAUACACUGGUGUAUUCUGAUUCGUGUGACUUAAGAUUACGUGAUGGGAACUAGUGCAUGCAUUAUGUCUUAACCCCUUAAGUGCCUUGAGACUUACAGCGUACAUCCAGUGAAAGGCACUCACGAUUCUGUGGGGGUGGUAUUGUCCUGUCAUAUUUAUCUUAAUGGGUUCACAUUUUAAAAAAGGCCCUUGGUGCUUGGAAUGUGUUACCACAAGGGGUCAUGGAAAUACCAUUCCCUCUUUCUUUAUACAAGUACCUGCGUGCUACUCUCUGUAGCGAAAGCUCUUUUGCCAACUUAAUGAAUGAGCAUUGUAUGCUGCUGUGCUGUAAUUAUGUGAAAAAUCUGACACAUUCCUUCAUUCCUUCCAACUAGUAACUUACUAGCAGCUUACUAUGAAAUGCUGGUAGGGUCAUUAGAAGCUGAUACUUUCUUUUAUCCUUUUAUUGAGAAUAGCUGUCUUACUUGAUUAGAACAUAACUUUUUAAUAGCACUGAUAAUUAAGUUGAACUUACAAUCAGAUGUGAUUUAAUUCCAUUAUCUGCUAACCAAUUACUUGUUAAGUCCUCAUAGUUGAUUUCAAGCCAUGUUCGUACAGGUCUGCCUUUUAUUUUAUUUUAUUUUUUAAUUGUUUGGUUGGGGGGAAGGGAGGAGAACACUAUGAAGUUGUCCCAGAACUUUAUUUUAAUUCCAUAAUGACCCCAGUCGCCUUCUAUUAUGCUUGUACAAAAUUGUUCCAGUUGAAUAUGGGUUGCUUCUUAUUUAUGUAGGUAGCAGAUUUGUAAGAAAUGUCUGUCUGAUACAGUAUCUGAGCUCAUUCUAAAGAUACAUAAAUGUCCCACUUUUAAUAUUUUUCCAGUAUAGGAGAAACCAAGUCAGAAGCAAGGUAUCCAGUGUAAUGUACUGUAAGAAAAAAAUCAGUCACUUCUUUGAUUGCCCUGUGACGACAUAACUCUGUGCCCUCUAUUUAAAAGUUCUAAUUUAUUGUAUUGGUUUCCUGAAAAUGUUUAUCCAGUAAAUUUUGUUGUAAACUAUAUAGAGCAUAGAAUUAAAAUGGAAAGUUCUACGCUAAAUAAUUUUUAACUAUUGAAGAAUUAUAUUAUAUAAUAUACUGUGUUCUAUGGACAUUUGAAACAGAUCAGCUAUGAACUAUUAAUGAAAGGGGAUUCAGGCAAAGUUAAAUCCUGGCUUAGGACUUAGUAAUAAACAUGAACCACAAUGCCAAAUGGAAGAUAGAGUUUUAAAUAUUUUUAGAAAACAAAAUCAUAUUAGAUGGCCUGUGGCCCUGUUACUUAUAUUUCUAGAUUUGAUGUUUAAAUCAAUAUUAUCCCUCAGUGAAAAAUUAAUAUUACAAGAAUCUCUGGAUCUGAUAAACUGAAAAAGAGUAACAAGGUAGCUUUAAUCUCGGUUUUAUUUUAAGCCAUUUGCAACAAAAGAAAACUCCUCUUUAGAAUUCUUCUUUAACUUUCAUGUGACAAUUAUUAGCUGAGAUACUGGCUAGUUGGAAGGUUAUUUUAAGCUCGGCACUUAAUGUCUAAAAAUUAAAAUAAUUUAUCCAUUAUAUUGAAAUAAAUUUUCUUCAUAGUCAAGUUCUAAAUUAAAAUAGCAUUUCCCGUGUAUUCUGAGGGAAAUCAGACAUGGGAGUUUAUAGCAACAUUGUAUACUGUUGGUAUGUCACAUAUUUAAAUAUUCCUAUGUAAAGUUGCCAAAGCAGUUUGAGUUCAAAAGACCCAUUUAUACCACAAUUAAGUGUGGAAUAUUUAUUGGUUGUCUGUCAUUACUGUUUUGAUUACAAACACAGGCAAGAAUAAUAGCUCUCUUCAAAAUCUUCUUCUGCACUGGCUUAGGUGAAUUUGUAGUGUAUUAACUAGUGGCACUGGAGAAAAAAUGGAACAAAGUAACUAUUCUUAGAUAAUUGGCCAUCAGCGACUCAGUGGCUUUUUGGCUUCUCCAAAGUCAGGAUAGUGGUAACCAAAAACUGAUUGGGAAAGAGAAUAGCACUGAAGCCUUCCUGCACCAUAAAACUUUUGUUCAGAUGUUUCUACUUGUUGUGGUAUAAAUGGCCUUUAAAAUAUUUUUAUAUGGCCAAAAAAAAGCAAAACUGCUAAAUAUUUUACAUUGGGUUAUGAAGGUCUGUAUCAUCCUUAAGAGUUUUUUAAAAAAGUUUUUUUGUAUGUUUCGUGCUGUACAAAACAUGAAUGUAUCUUUCAGACAUAAUGACCUAUAGACCUAAACGUGAUUGGUGUUAUGACUGUUGGAUUUUAUGAAUAAUUAUUUUCAUACCAUUUGAUUAGGAAAAAUGUUGGGUGGGUGUGGGAAAGAGUAUGUUUGUAACACUUCCAUGAUGCAAAUCCAGUUAAGGGAAAAAAAAAAUCAUUGUAAAUAAGAGCAAUAUUAUGACAAUUUUGUGCCAAUGUAUAAUGUUAAGACUUUUGUUUUCCUUUUAGGUUGGGAUUGAAAACUACCAUUACCAUCUCUGGUUUAAAGUGUAUUAGAAGGGUUUUUUUGGUGGGUUUUUUUUUUUUGUAGAAAGACCUGGGGCUCUACUGGGGGCUUUAAAUGUUCGGGGGGGGGCUUUUUUUUUUUUUAAUUUUUUUGCUAAAUAUGAAAUAAGGUACAGGUAUUGUUUAAUAAACCACCUACAGAUUGUCAGCCAAUCCGCUCUGAGAAAUACUGCUUUAGAUUCUUCAGGUAACUGAGAGCUGAAGAAUUCAUUUAUCCUGAAUUUGGAAACAUUUGGUAUUUUAAGUAACUUGCAAGUCUUAAGCAGUAAAAUACUGCUGUUAUGCAUUUUAUUUUUAUAUAUUCUCUCCCAGUUAUGAAAAAGCCUGAUUUUUUUUUUUCUCACUACAUUUAAUGCUAGCUGAUGUUUCUUUCAUGUUUCUCCGUUAAAUCUUGAAAGCUUAUGUCCCAUAUAGAUAAAGCAAUAACACUUCUUUUAGAAUAUCUGAUUACAGUCUGGCAUACCAUCUAUUAGAGAAAGCAGUUGGGAGCUGGCAUUAAGGAACGUGAGAGUUUGUUAUGGAACCCAUGUAGCUGGCAACUUUCCGUGGAGACCUUCCAAAAAGCUUCGUGGUACCUGUGGAAGGGCCAGAAUGCAGCAGACCUGCUGCAGUUGCGCUGCCCAGGGCAACGGGAAGUAGGGAAGGUCUGGCAUAGAGAUGCUGGAGCUCCAGGUAUGCUGUGGAGCUGAAUUAUGUGGUAUUUUUAUGCUUCUGCAGUGUGUGUGCAGGUGUGUGGGUGAUGUUUGAUGGCUCAGGGAAUUGGCAUGAGCAUGAAAAACUCUACAGAUCCACCAAUUUCCAAGUAAAAGCAGGUCUUCCAAUAUUUAUGCUGUAGUUUUGACCAUAGAGCCACUAUUCAGCCAGUAUUCAAGACCCUCAGCCCUUUAUCAGUGAGGAUAAAAGGAGGGGUUGGGUUAUGGUCCAAAUUAAAAUUUUGCACAUUUAUACUUCCACAAAGUACAGGAGCGGUACCCUCUAAUGUCAGUUGUAGUCUCUUUGUAGCUCACAUUUCAGGUCCCAGGUUGGCUGGGUGCAUUUGCUCAUUUAAGUACCCACCUUUUGCCUUGAAACUGGAAAAGUUCUUUGCUAUUUAGUGCUGGGGUCCAAUAUCAAAGUCUGGUAAAAACAUACUCAUUGGUAGAUGUGGAUCUUGCAUGAAAUUGCAGGGAUUAUAAUUAGUGGUGAUUGGGUAGCUGUUAUGAGGGGAAAAUAGUUUGUUUCAGUGUAACUGUUCUGUCCAGUCUCUGUUACCCCACUGCAGUUAUAAAUUGAAACCCAUUGGUUGUUUGGGGUUUGUUUGUUUGUUUGUUUAGCAGUCUGCAAAGGAGGCCAGUUCGUUAUCACUGGAUUGUACCUCUGUGCUAGUUGCUACCACUAAUGUGCAUCUUCUCGGUUCAUAGGGCUUCUCCAGCUACAAGUUUUAACUGGUGCGUAAGUUUUAAGCUCUGGCUGUUGGCUGAGGCACAUUUUGCUUGUUGAGAGCACAGUGGUAAGAAUUUGAGAUAAAUCACUUUAAAAACAUGCUGAAAUUUCCAGUUAAAAAGAUUUGGACUUUUUGAUUUCUUCGAACCUGUAGCCUCAUUUUAAAACAAACAAACAAAAAACCAAACCACCACUGAAAUAUCUAUCAUUCUAGUCUGCUAGAGCAUGAACUAUGGUUUCACGGGCUGGCUGACAGUUUGUUGGUUGUGUUAUUUCGUAUUUAGCAAGCUUAUGCAUUUUAAAGGGUAGUUUUUUUCAAAGUGUUUUGAUGUUUGAAUAGUAGCACUUUAUCUCAUGCUUACUACUGACUGAACUAUUGGACAAAAUAAAUUGGGUAUGGAGAGAGAUGCUUAAUGGGUUUCUGUACAGAGAUGAUUUGGAUUACACUCUGGUACAAAUGUUUUCUAUUGUUCCAACCAUUUCUGGUUUGUUGCUCAUGCAUUUCUGAGGGACUUUCAGAAAAUAGAUAUUAAUAUUUCUAUCA
Molecule: messenger RNA, 7992 nt
Organism: Strigops habroptila (Kakapo)
Lineage: Eukaryota; Metazoa; Chordata; Aves; Psittaciformes; Psittacidae
Gene: PTPN4
Product: protein tyrosine phosphatase non-receptor type 4
Exons: 26
Coding region: 18-2825 (935 amino acids)
Biological process (GO): protein dephosphorylation
Cellular component (GO): cytoskeleton; cytoplasm; cytoplasmic side of plasma membrane
Molecular function (GO): cytoskeletal protein binding; protein tyrosine phosphatase activity
Source: RefSeq, a predicted model, not a curated record